AUUUCCUCCCCUCGACCUCGACCUCGACCCCUCUCCCUAUUCUCACGAGCUGCAAACGCAAGCACAAACCAUGUGGAGGCCGGGCCAAUGGUCCACGCCAACUGGCAACACCCCCACGAACUCCCCCCCUCCUGGCAACCUUCCGCAUCACCACCAACAAAACCCCCUCUUUAGCAACAGACCAUACAGUCCCAGUCCUCUACCUGGGGGUAUCGGGGCCAGUGGCCGAAGACCGCAGCUCACGCCUCGAGCAUCGUUACCGAGUCUUGCCUCCGGCCCCGGCUCUUCCACAACGGGUUUACCCGCCUCGUCGCGCGGUCAACAUGGCGUUGGUAGUGGUGGGGUGGGUCGGAGGGUUGUCUCUGGGGGGCCCCCGCCAACCGGGGUACGGCAUCCCCUGGAUGUUCUAGAGGAGAUUCUAGGUGUGCAGGUUAAACCUUUGGUUGAAGAGGAGGGAUGUGUGGAUGGGAAUGGGGCUGCAUGGGAGCCGGGGGUAGAGGAUGCGGAAGGGAUUGAAUUUGGAGAAGGGGGUUUGGAGGAGUUUCUGAAGUGUGAGGAGGGAAGAGAGGUUCAGGCAAGAGAGAUUAAGAGCAGGGCUAGGGCUUAUAGUGCUCAUUCUGUCGAUGAAUAUGAGAGAGAGAAGGGUAAGUUUCAGGAUUUGCAUCGGUCGAUCAAAGCUUGCGAUGAGGUGCUCAAGUCUGUGGAGUCGUAUUUGUAUUCUUUUCAGACGGAUUUGGGGGUUGUUAGUGCGGAGAUUGAAACGUUGCAGAAUCGGUCGACCAUGUUGAAUAAGAGGCUUGAGAACCGGAGGGGUGUUGAGAAGCUUCUUGGGCCUGUGGUUGAAGAUGUUGCGUUGUCGCCGAAUGUUGUCAAGAGGAUUAUUGAUGGGGAUGUCAAUGACAGUUGGGUUAGGAGUUUACAGGAGGUGGAUGUCAAAAUGAAGGCUAUUGCUGCGCUGGAUGCUACGAAAGUCAAAGCUACUAAGGACGUUAAGCCUGAGCUGGAGCGUCUUGAGCACAAGGCAAUAGAGAGGGUUAGGGAUUUCUUUGUCGCGAGGAUUAAGGCUAUUAGAGUUCCUGGUGCCAAUGCUCAGGCUAUACAGCAGUCCGGAUUUCUGAGGUACAAAGCGUUAUUCCAGUUUAUGGCCAAUCACCAUGUUCAAUUGGCCGAUGAGAUUGGUCAGGCUUAUAUCAAUACGAUGAGAUGGUAUUACCUGAGCCAUUUCACACGGUAUCAUAAGUCCCUCGAGAAAUUAAAGCUUCAUGUGAUGGACAAGCACGAUGUUGUAGGCCAAGUGGAACCCACAAGGAGGAACAACAUCAUUCCAUCUCUUAAAUCCUCUGCGCCCCUUUCCUACGACACAUUCAAUAUCGGCCGACGGAUAGACACUCUAAAAAACCGUACAGCACCAAUACUAACCGCAAAUCAGGCCGAAGAAGACCGCACAUCCCACUACCCUGAAAUCCCGUUCCGCCAUUUCAAUGUCGCCCUCACAGAAAACGCCUCAGCAGAAUACUCCUUCAUAACCGAAUUCUUCUCACACAAAACCUACGACCAAGCCUCGAUAAUGUUCCACCAAAUCUUCGACCCAACCUUCAUCCUCGGCCAGACCUUCACAAAGUCCUUGAUAGACUCCACCCUCGAUUGCCUCGGCGUUCUACUCUGCGUGAGACUAAACCAAUACUCCGCCUUCGAGAUGCAAAAGCGCAGAAUACCCGCUGCAGAUGCGUACAUCAACGCAACGAACAUGCUCCUCUGGCCACGGUUCCAAAUAAUCAUGGACGCGCACUGCGAGUCCCUUCGUCGUACCACCACUUCAAACCCCGGCCGUGGCGGUGUCGGCGGUGUGGGUGGGGGAUUAUCUGUUAAGCAGCAGAGUACAGCACCGCACUUCCUCACGCAGCGAUUUGCCGGCUUUAUGAAUGCGAUACUUACACUUAGCGCUGAAGCGGGGGAUGAUGAACCUGUCGCGAAUAGUCUCGGUAGGCUAAGGAGUGAUUUUGAAGCGUUUCUGACGAAGUUGAGUGCUGCGGUUACCGACGCUAAGAAGAGGGAGAGAUUUUUGUUUAAUAAUUAUUCCUUGGUAUUGGCUGUUAUUGGGGAUACUGAAGGAAAAAUGGCUUCAGAGCAGAAGACGCAUUUCGAGAUGUUGAAGAAGGCGUUUGGGAGUGGUGGGAGUUAA
This is a messenger RNA of Tuber melanosporum (Perigord truffle), 2182 nucleotides long. RefSeq lists its product as uncharacterized. Gene Ontology annotation, biological process: retrograde transport, endosome to Golgi; Golgi to vacuole transport; endocytic recycling. The record is from RefSeq and is a predicted model, not a curated record. The transcript is spliced from 6 exons. NCBI's taxonomy places the organism in Eukaryota, Fungi, Ascomycota, Pezizomycetes, Pezizales, Tuberaceae. Bases 71 to 2182 code for a protein of 703 amino acids. Gene Ontology annotation, cellular component: GARP complex. Gene Ontology annotation, molecular function: syntaxin binding.